AUUUUAUGAAGACAACAACAGUAAACCUUAAUAGAAAAUGACGUGUUCUCCUUUUAAGAUUUUCUUAACAAAAAAAUAAAAAGAAAAAAAAGAAAAAAAAUUUUUUUUUUUUUUUUUUGCUACAAUUUUAAUAAAUUUUUGUAUUCAUCGCUUAAAAGUGAAAGUUAUGCUGAUAUUGUUGUUCCCUUUGUAACAGACAGCAAUAAAUAUCAAAUAAUCUACAGAAUCUUUCCUUACAAUACAAUAUCAAUGGUUCUUGUGAAUGCGACGGUCGGAUAUGCUGCUCAUCAUACAAUUCAAUUCCAAAUACGUUUACAUAUAAUAAACAUCCAGAGAUUAAAUGUAAAAGUGAUUGUGAUUCGUUUACCGCAAAAAGAAGAACACGCUUAAAAAUGAUUUCGGAAAUUUUUAUUCAUUUCCCUUAAGAAUAUUUUUUUUAUACGAUUCCGUGUAAAAAAGGAAAAUGAGAAGAAAAUGAAUUUCCAUUGUACACCGUUCAUAUAUCGGGAAUUAAUUCAAAAUUAAAGGAUCUCUGAUCAUAUAUCAACAUGUUGCCGCAACAAUAUUGCUUAAGAUGGAAAUAUCAUCACAGCAAUUUACAAACGAUGUUUUCCCAAUUAUUGGAUCGCGGUUGCUUCUGCGAUGUUACUCUCGCCUGCGAGGGGCAGUUGAUACGAGCGCAUCGUGUUGUAUUAUGUGCUUGCAGUACAUUUUUCGAUACGAUAUUAACGAAUUACGCGAGUGAUCGAGAUCCGAUUAUCAUAAUGAAAGAUGUAACAUUUGCUGACAUCAAAUGUUUGAUUGAGUUCAUGUAUAAAGGUGAAAUAAAUGUGGAACACGCAAACUUAGCUUCAUUGCUUAAGACAGCUGACGAUCUCAAAAUAAAGGGCUUGGCGGAGGUAACUUGGCGCGAUGAAGAUGAUAUACCACCGCCACCACCCACUCCGCAUACAGAAUUUCAUUCACCGUCAACGCAAAGAGCGCACACAAAUGCUUACGAUUAUACAACAACAGCUCAUCAUCAUCAUAAUAAUAAUAAUAAUAAUAAUAAUAAUAAUAACAAUAAUAAUAAUAACAAUAAUCAUCAUCAUCAUCAUCAUUAUGAGACGCAGCAACGUUCACAAACUCCCGAGCCGGAGACAAGUGAACAAAAAGCAUCCACCUCUCCGAAACAUAAUAAUCCCGAGAUAGCUUGUCAACGCAUGCCUACUUUAACGCCCAUACCGAAUGCCGGAGUAUCUAUUGUCACAGCUGGCAAUUCACCUGUUGAUACUUAUAUGGGACCAAAACGUAAAAGAGGACGACCACCAUUAGAUGAUGCUUACGAUGUCUUCAAUGUCCGUAAAUUAUCGCAACAAUAUGCGGAUAAUAGUGACACGCAGCCCCCGUUCGCGGAAAAUUCUCAAUUUACGGACGAUCAUGCCGCAGCUGUUUCACAUAAUUCACGCGGCUCUUCACCUAUUACGGCAGCAACUGCAGCCUAUCAGCAGCAUAUACAAAAACAACGUUUACGUCAAAAAUCUUUACGCUCUCAAGACGAUCAUCUGGAUGAUGCUGACAACGAGUCCGAAUGGAUUAACAGCAAUUUGGAUGUAAGUGAAAAUGAGCAUAAAAUAACAAUUGAUCAUGAUAUUGAUCAAGAAGAAGAGGAAGAAGUAGCACAAGACUUGAAAAUAACUCCCGAUAUUAAGGAGGAGGAGGCCAAACGUAAAGAAGAGUCGCGCAUUAAGGAGAAAACACCCGAACGACAAAAACCGAAGGCAGUUAAGCGUAAAAAUUCCAAAGAGGAGAACUCCUUCGCUUUGGACAAGAAUGAGUUACGCAAAAAAUAUGAACAAUUGGAUCGAGGGGAACGCGAAGAAUCGUCGUCAGCGGUUCAGCCGGUGCCGCAGACCGUCGAAGAAAUGGAAACUAAUCAAAAUAAAACCAAUCAAGAUAAAAACGCCAUAACAAAUGGCGAAAAUGCUAAACAUUCCUCGAACAAAAAUACUAUUAGCGCAUCAACACCGACCUCGUCGUCGUCGUCGUCAUCGCCGCCGUCUUCUUCAAGCGCAGCGACACAAAAAUCUUCGGGACAUAAUCACAGUCGCCAGGCAUCGCCCAGUGCCACGGCUACAAGUUCUUUGCAUCAUUCCCAUCACUACGGCAAAUAUGUACCCGAUGGGUAUUUAAUUAACGAGCAUGGUAUCUUAAUGACCCAUGAUUUCGUUCACGCACCCACAGCAGCUAUACCCACAUCUUCAGCAGUUACUGCGUCGAACGGCCAUCAUAUCGAAGACUAUGCCGACAUCAAAAUGGAGGAAUUCAAUGAGACCGAUUUGCGCUUAACCAGUGAAGAAAUGUCCCAAUGGCAGGAUGUUAUUAAAAUGGAUGAUUAUCUAGCCAAAGGUCGUAGACCUCAAUUCUGGGAAGAGCCUUUCACCAGGAGGGUACUUGAUGCCAUAAAAAAUAAAAGACUUGAGAUGAAGAAAGCAGCUCGUAUUUUAGGAGUAUCUUACGGUACUCUUUAUGGGCGUUAUCGUGAAACCUACGGCUGUUUAAAACAUCCAUACAAUAGUUCAUCGGUAAGGAAUUCACAAGUAGCUUUGGCGGUGCCACCACGAUUUGAUAUAGUUUGGCCUUCAGCUAAGCCAGGGCAAAUUGAUAUCGGCAAGUUACGACCUAAAGAUUUAAGCGAACUUUGGACACGACCGCAAAUAUGAAAGAAACUUAUACCAUCAACGCUUUUAAAAUUGAAAACCAGGCAACCUUUGUAAAUAUUAAACGUAUUUUUAAAUGUGAAACUUAUUAUAUAAGUAUAUAUUUUAGUUGUACUGUUUAUUAACAGUAAUGCUUCUUAAGUUUAAUUUUAAAUUUAUGAAUUAGUAAAAUUUUGUUAAAAAAAAAAGAAAAGAAAAAGAAAACAAACCAACAAACAAACAAAUA
Molecule: messenger RNA, 2925 nt
Organism: Glossina fuscipes
Lineage: Eukaryota; Metazoa; Arthropoda; Insecta; Diptera; Glossinidae
Product: protein tramtrack, alpha isoform
Exons: 7
Coding region: 549-2702 (717 amino acids)
Biological process (GO): regulation of transcription by RNA polymerase II
Cellular component (GO): nucleus
Molecular function (GO): DNA binding; protein binding
Source: RefSeq, a predicted model, not a curated record